AUGACACCUUUGAAACAUCGUGUCUCUCUGCAAGGCACUUCCUCUCUCUACGGGAGUCACAGUGCUGCUCACCCAAAGGUGCGCUUCGACCAGCCUGACCAUCCUGUCUAUGCUCAUUAUCUUGCAGCUUUUAUGUUCGCCGCAUAUAUCUUGUCGGCAAACAUUAUCUUCCGGUUGUCGCAGUCGUCGUAUGAUUGUUUCCCCGCUGCAGCGCCGAAUACUCUAUUCACCCCUAAGCAGAUCAUGUUGAUGCUCGUCGAGGUCGGCUUCAUUGUCGCCGCCAGCCUUGAGACCUUCAGCAAUGAUACUUUCGAGGGCCUGAGCAGCCAUACGUGGAUGGACGCGGCGCUCUUCGCUGUCGCGACAUCGGUCGAUCUCAUAUUGACAGGCGCUCUCCUGUUCAUACUAAGAAGUAAUCAAACACGGUUCCAACGGACCAAGACUAUAUUAGACACCCUGUCGCUAUAUGCUGUCAUCGCCACUGGUAUUAACACGUAUUUAUCCCUCUUUUUAAGCCGUUUCAUCCACAACAAGUGA
Messenger RNA from Dichomitus squalens LYAD-421 SS1, 537 nucleotides. RefSeq lists its product as uncharacterized. Bases 1 to 537 code for a protein of 178 amino acids. Lineage: Eukaryota; Fungi; Basidiomycota; Agaricomycetes; Polyporales; Polyporaceae. The transcript has 8 exons. The record is from RefSeq and is a predicted model, not a curated record.